AUGACCAUGAAUAAAGACUAUGCCAACAUCCUCCCCAGUAACUACUGUUUGCUGAAGGAGGCUGGACGUGGGUGCUUUGGGGUCGUGCUAAAAUGUUUAAAAGUGGACACCGAUGAUAUCGUUGCCAUAAAGGUCCUACGUGAUACCGAGGAGUUUAGAAAUGAGGUAAGUUCAAUGCUUUAGACACUUUUAGUUUUCACAUAAUAGAGAACCAAAAACAGACAGAAACACCUGGUGGGCUCAAACCUCUAUACUUGAGGUUUGUCAUGUCUGUGUUACAGGCAGAAAACACCUUACACAGAUACCACUCUAAGGUCCUAGGUCCUACUCAGAUUUUAACAAUCAGUGUUCUCAGCAAAAAUGCAUCUUUCCUUUUUAUUAUGAAUUUUGUCAUACACACACCUUAUUUUAUUACCAAGAAACAAAGUUAGGAAUAUGUAAACAUCUCAAGAAAUGAGUUUUAACAUUGUGUUUCUCUGUUUCAUCUACAGUAUGAUUUGAUGGAAUUCUUCAAGAGGAACAACUUGGACGAGAAGAACAUCGUCAGGUAUAUUGAGAUGAUUCCACUGAAGGAUAACAUCAAAGGCUUAGUGUUUGAGAUGUUGGAUGAGACUCUUUGGAAACAUAUGACAGUCACCCGUAGCUUUGACCCUCUAAAUCUGGCCAACGUUAGAAGCGUCAUCCAUCAGGUAAGAAAAGAGCAGACCAAUCAAUAACCAGCCGUCACGGCUGCUGAUAGACUGCUCACAGGAAGUGAGACAAAUAAGGAAAAAUCUGCUAUCUCUCUAAUGACCAACAGGUGGCAUUUGGGGAGGUAGUUUUCUAGAUAUUAUUAUUAUUAUUAUUGUUGUCAAAGUUUAAUUUCUUUGCUCUGACUGUGUACUUUGUCUGAUUUGCAGAUGGCUACAGCCUUGGAUGUUCUGAAGACCAACAAAGUGAUCCACUCGGAUAUAAAGCCGGACAACAUCAUGGUGGUGGACUCAGAUGAGGAGCCUCUCCAGGUCAAGCUCAUUGACUUUGGAUUGGCUUUUCCAACCAGCUCUGCGGUGCAGGGCCAACGCAAACAAGUUUUAAACUUCAGGUAAGCUCUAUCCCUCCUGCAAGAUGUGAUAUCUUAGCCUGGCUGAGCCAUCCUGUUGCGCGAAUCACUUGCCGUUCCUUCCCACGACAGUCUGGACCUUGGCCCAUUGGGAGUGUGUAUUUCCAGUCAGGUUAUUUUCUGACCGGGAAUAUAUGCUCCCAGUGGGAAGAAGUCCAGACUGUUGUGGAAAGGAACGGCAAGUGAUUCACACAACAGGAUGGCACAGCAAGGCUAAUGAUAUCUUACUUAGAGAUGAAAAGUUUUCUUAAUUAACGUUCUGAUUUUGUGUCACUUUCAGGGCUCCAGAGAUCAUUUUAGGGCAGCCGUUUUCAGAGGCCAUUGACAUGUGGUCUCUCGGUGUGGUGAUGGCGUUCAUGCUAACUGGAUAUACGCUCUUUCCAGCAAACUUGGAAUAUGAUGCUGUAAGUUUUUGAAAUAUUUCUUUUUCAUUUCAUUUCUUUUCUCCUGUUGGAUUCAGUCUUGCUGGUCAUUUAACAAAGAGACAGUGAACUUCAGUGGUUAAAAGUUGCUUGCAUCUCCUUUAUGAGGCUGUCGGACCAGAUUCACACCUUGAGAGGGAGGACAUAUUAUUUUCAGCAUGCACUUUUGAAAAAAAAUGUCCAGGUUACAAGAAAAAAGUCUAAAUUCAACUUAGAGAAUUAAGUCAAUGGUUGUUUAGUGGUUCAAGAACAUUUUUGCUAUUUUUUUUUUUAAAUUUUAAUUGAUUGAUUUAUUUAACAUGUUGAUGUUAAUCUUUGUUGUUUUGCAGCUGCAUUCCAUGAUCAAGGUCCUCGGUGCUCCUCCAAACCACGUUUUUGAUAACGGGUUGAGAACCAGGAUGUAUUGCAAAAAGACUUCUGGCCAAUGGAGACUGAAGGUAAGAUCCUGAACAGUUUCAUCUUAAAUUUCUACCACAGUUAAGAUUACCUUUUUCUAGAUUUUCCACAUAGUGAUCAAUGAUGGAGAGAUUUCUAAAAAUAAUUCUUUAUCGUUUCAGACCCCUUACGAGUAUGCUCAAACAGACGUUUGGUUUAUUGACUCCUGCCACUGCCCUUUUGAAAGCCUGGACCAGCUGGAAAAAGUAAGUGUUAAAAUCCAGAUAGUUGCAGCUCUAAAUUAAGCUCUUCAAGAACCAGAAAGUUAACUUUUCUCCACUUUGUUUCCUCCAUUAGCUAACCACCCUUGCUGGCGAGGAUGCCAAUGAGAAGAAGGAGUGCAUCAACCUUUUGAAGGCCAUGCUUCAGAUGGAUCCCAGCAAGAGAAUCACCCCAAGCGAAGUCCUCGCCCAUCCAUUUAUCACCAACGCAAAGCAAAGCUCUGAGUAAGUGUCUGUUUAUGCCAUAGACUGCAUAUACAAUGGACAUCAUCUGGCUUCUCGCUAGGUGAAACCUUAGCGAGAACAGAAUCCCCCGGUGACAGGCACAGUCUAGGUCAUGUUGUCCUUACUAUAUACAGACGAUGGUUUUAAAUACAUAUGAACUGAUUUCAUAUAUUACCUUUAGACAGAGAGAUUUAGGAUUAUUAUUGUUUUAAAAGCUGUUAAUAAUCAUCAUUUAAAAAAGCACAAGUUCUACAUAUGUUUAAAAUGAUUUGUAGUUUUUAAAGUUCAUCUUAUACUUCGAUCAAAUGCCUGAUGAAAGUUUAAAUGAACUUUAGCAGGUGUAGGUGAACAAGAGUAAAUGAGAUAAUUAUCAUCACAGAAUUUCAUACCAGAGUUUAGAGUAUUCUGUCAGAACAUGUCAGGUUCAUAUCAAAAGGCAGUAGGCCCGGGACAGAACCUUAUGGUACACCCUUGUGCAUUUCUAGAGUAUAAUCUUCAUAUACCUGUGAUUGACUGCAUAUAAUUUUACCUUCACAGCUCCAGGGGCAGCAGUGGCUUUAAUGAACAGACCCCACGGACACCCUUAUUGACCCUGGUUAAACCUAAUACCCAGACCCCACGGAAACCCCUAAUUAUCCAGGUUAAACCUGAACCCGCUGAACACUCCUCUAUAUCGGAAGAAGACUCAGAGGAAGACUUGGAGCCGAAAAGGAGACCUUGUCUUCCCAGGUAUUUCCAGGAUGAGAGUGACACUGAAGGGGAGACCUCAGAGGACAGGACUGUCACUUCAGGUCGGAAACAACAACUGUAACUUUACAUUGACAUUUUUUUUUCAAACUUUGAAAUAAACAAGAAGUAUGAAGAGUUGUGGCACUAACGCUAAUCUCUGUCUUCCUUUGAUUUUCAUUGUUAAGGUGACCCGGUUCCAGUCGAGAGGAGACAGGUGGAGAAGAAGACCCCACGGAAACCCCUAAUUAUCCAGGUUAAACCUAAACCCCCUGAAUUCUUCAUGAGUUCUCUCUCUAUAUCGGAAGAAGACUCAGAGGAAGACUUGGAGCCGAAAAGGAGACCUUGUCUUCCCAGGUAUUUCCAGGAUGAGAGUGACACUGAGAGGAGACCGGGGGAGAAGAAGGAGAAGAAGAAAGGUCAGAACUGUGUGGUCCGAUUCGGUCGGUGGCUCCGGAAGAAGUCUUGUCGCUUCAGCAACUGCGUUCACUCUGUGAACUGA
This is a messenger RNA of Xyrichtys novacula (pearly razorfish), 3630 nucleotides long. The record is from the annotation of a GenBank genome assembly. Lineage: Eukaryota; Metazoa; Chordata; Actinopteri; Labriformes; Labridae.